Messenger RNA from Saccostrea cuccullata (small rock oyster), 4602 nucleotides. Its product is annotated as cyclin-dependent kinase 6-like. The record is from RefSeq and is a predicted model, not a curated record. Gene Ontology annotation, cellular component: nucleus; cyclin-dependent protein kinase holoenzyme complex; cytoplasm. Gene Ontology annotation, biological process: signal transduction; regulation of gene expression; protein phosphorylation. Lineage: Eukaryota; Metazoa; Mollusca; Bivalvia; Ostreida; Ostreidae. The transcript is spliced from 8 exons. Gene Ontology annotation, molecular function: cyclin-dependent protein serine/threonine kinase activity; cyclin binding; ATP binding. Bases 235 to 1230 code for a protein of 331 amino acids.
UGAACACGUUAAACAAACAAAGGGCAAAUACUGAUGCCAUCCGAAGGGAACUCCAUUCAUUCAUACGUUCACAUGUACACAAAAUAUGUAAUGCCAUCUCUUUGUGUCUCAAAUAUGAUUUAAUCUUGCCAAAAUAUUCGAAAAAGGCUUUCAAAGAUUUGACACCAUGUGAAGCAGACAUGUACAAUCAACCCACAACAAGUGGUAGAAUUCCGUUAUGAGCUGCAGCAAAUCAUGACAUCACACAAAGAAAAGUACGACCACAACUACGAAGAAAUUGACGAAAUUGGCAAUGGAGCUUACGGCACGGUUUUCAAGGCCAAGGACACCCGCAACGAGGGGGGCUGGGUGGCCAUCAAACGCAUUAAGAUUCAGAAUACAGAGGAGGGAAUGCCCAUGAGUGCCAUUCGCGAGAUCGCACUACUCAAACAGUUGGAAAAUUAUGAACACCCGAAUAUUGUCAGGCUGUUGGAUGUGCGUCAUGCCCAGCAGAGUCCUACUGAAAUCCAGCUCAUGUUGGUGUUUGAAUACAUUGACCAGGAUCUGUCCACUUACCUCCAGCGAUGCCCAAGUCCAGGACUGGGGCCAGAGAGAAUCAAGGAUCUGAUGUUACAGUUGUUAAAUGGAGUGGACUUCCUGCAUGCUCAUCGAAUCGUACAUCGAGAUCUGAAACCCCAGAACAUCCUAGUAACCAGUCAGGGACAGCUCAAACUUGCCGACUUCGGGCUCGCCAGAGUCUAUGCAUUUCAGAUGGCCUUAACCUCUGUUGUAGUGACUCUGUGGUACCGCGCCCCCGAGGUCAUUUUACAGGACACCUACGCCACCCCUGUAGACAUGUGGAGCUGUGGGUGUAUAUUUGCUGAGCUCUUCAACAGGAGACCUCUGUUUUGUGGACAAUCUGAUAUUGACCAGCUAACAAAGAUAUUUGAUGCCUUGGGUCUUCCUAACGAGAGAGACUGGCCAGAAAAUGUUACACUGCCGUACAAUUCAUUUAAAUCUAAACCUCCUCAACCCAUAAGUCACCUUAUACCAGAGAUAGAUUCUGAUGCCAGGGAUCUACUUGAGAAACUGUUGAUAUUCAAUCCACACAAUCGCAUCACCGCUCACGAAUCCUUGCAGCAUCCGUACUUCAAAGACGAGCUGGACGGAAUCCGAACGUCCAGUUCUCUCUCCGAGAGUGAAUCUCUGGACACUUCAGACUGCCGCUCCGACACACCCGUCAGCAAGUGAAAAACUGGUUCUCCAUUAAACUAGUGUUCUCUUUUCCAGACGUCCACGAUUUCCCUUCAUUGAACAAAUGGUCGUUUUUGGAAGGAUGUAAAAAUUGUUAUCUUGUUUUACUAUGGCAUCUCAAAGUCCGAAAUUUAUGCUUUUAUAGAUCUUGAAAUAUGAAAUGUUGUUAUUCAAUUUAUAUGCAUUCAAUUUGUAAUAAUAUGGUUUGUUGACAAUUCCUAUGGCAAUACUGUGAAAGAUCUGUGAUAUUGUUAUACCUUAUACACAGUAAUGAAUUCAAAAUGAAAAAGAGAUACAUGGGUAUAAAAUGCAUAUGUUUUUUGCUUUCACACAUUUUUAAGGACAUAUUUUUAAUGUCUUGAUCUCUUAAAAUUUUGUUCAAAGUUUCCUUGGAGAAAAAUAUAACAUCUCAUUGUGUGGCAGUACCCAAACAAAAAUUUACUUUUAUAGUUAACUACUGGUAAUUGUAAAUACUUUGAUUUACUAUGGCAUAGAAAAAAAUAAUUUGAAAUCCAAAGUAAAAAUACUUUAACUAUACUACUCGAGUUAAAAACUUUGAUGUACUAUAUUUACUGUGGUGAAAACCUUGAUACACUUGUAAACUAAGAUAACUUAAGUACAAGUGUAUUUUUUUGUUAGGGUAUCUGCAUUAAAAAUAUGUAAUCAUGAACGUUUUGAAUAUGUACAUAUGUUAAGUGUAGAUGGUGCAAAAUGCAAACUUUAUUUAGUUCAAUAAUAAUACAUUAUUAACAAAGUCUGUCUUUUAUUAAAUAUUAAUAAUAUAGAACAGAAAGUAAUUAAAUAAAGUCUGCAUGAAUUCUGUAAAUAGAAAUUGGAACUUGUACAAUGAAAUGAUUUGAAUGAAAAUUUGGAGGAAGUAUAGAGCAACUCAAAUUUUGAUACUGUGUUUAUUUAUUAUGAGUGGUUUGCAUUUUAUUUAUUGUAUGUUGUUGAUUUUGAAAUGCAAAACUUGAUUUAGAAUUUUUACUUUGAAGAAUGUUUGCUUGCACAUCUAAAUAAACCAAGUAUUUAUGUUUAUACCCCAAGACUGAAACCUGUUUGCAAUUAUGAAAUUUCUUUUGAGAUAUAUUUGAAUUUGAUUUAUUUUUCCUGUAAGUGCAGGUAUAAUAUGGCCUUGAAUUUGAUAUAUUUCUAUAUGUUUUUCUUUGUAUAUGUUGAUAAUCAUAAUCUUUGAAGGUUGUUAAUUUGGAAUGGCAUAACAAUACAUUCAAACUUUAUUUUCCAGAGGCAUAUGAACAUUUUUGGUCUAGUUUUUUGAAAGAAUAAUUUAUAUGGUUUUUUUUUUUUUUUUCAUCAAUUUAUACUUUUUUUUAGAUAAACUCAUAUCUCAUUUCUUUAUGCAUUUAAAUUUAUCAUAUGAAUGAAAUUUAAAUGGUCUCUAACUCUAAAUGCAAUAAAAUGCAAUUUUUACUCUUGCCAAAAAUAUAUGCGAAGAUCAUGCAUAUUAAAAUAUUAAUGUUACUUUUAUGUAUUACAAUCGUGCUCUGUGAAACUCCUAUAAAAAAAUAAUUGGCUCUCACUUAUAUGGAUUUUUGCAAAUUUUAUAUAAAUAUGCUGCAUAUUUUUCAGCCUAAAAGAAGGGGAAAUAACUAGCUGUUGAUUUUUAAAUUUUAUUUAGAAAGUUUCAGCCAUCCCAUCAUUAAUUCACUUCAAGCUGUUCAUUGGCUUACUAAUAUUACUCCGAGUAGCCCCCAAAGUAGUUUGUCUAAAUUGAAUUCAUUAUAAUCAAAUGCUUUUGUUUAUCUUACAAGGUAGAUAUUCACAUUUUAUAUUAAAAACUUUAUUAAAUUGAUUCUUUAAGUAUUACUUUUACUAUGCGUACAUUGUUUGAGGAAUGAUUAACAUAAAAUAAUCUCAAUAUUCAAGAAAAUUUUAAAAUUUUAGACAGAAUUGUGACUAACUUUGAAGGCAAUUACAUUUUGCAUUCAUCAGAGAUAAAAUAAUUUUGACCUGUCUUUCUUUGAAUUGCGACUUCUCAGGUGAACAAAGAAGGCAAAUUCUGUGCCUUUUGUUGUUAUUUCUUUUUUGUUUCUUGUUGAAACGGACUACAGUAGUCAGUUAUUACUUCAGUGAAAUGAGAAAAUGCAAUGUACAAAAAUGUAAAUACAUAUUACAUGUUGUUUUUUAUUUAGUUCUUUAUUUACUCAUUUUUAUUAUGCCACUUGCAUGUAUGUAGAUAAACUUUUGUACAGAAUGAAAAGUUGAAAAUUUACAUUUGUUUGAAUGUAAGAUGAAGUUAAAUUCUAAGUUACGUUUAUCUUUCUGUGAAAAAAGUCAUACAAUAGCAAUGAACAAAUAUUCAUUUUUGAUGCCCUACAUCUGUGGGUGUCAAAGUUUGACGUUCAAAAAGUCAUUUAUUUGUUACUAUACUCUAACUUACCAUUCCAGCAUCAUAAAUCUGUUUAAAAUUCAAAGAGUUCUCAGCAAACAUUUGUAUCUCAUAUAUAUUUUUUUGUAAUAAUUACUUCUGUCUCUCAUAGUUUUGCUAAAAAAUUUCAUUAUAAAAUGAUAUUUCUUGAUAUUUUUGUUUCAUCUCGGUACAUCUAUAAAAGCAGAUCUCAUUUCUAUGCUAUUGAUGAUACAUUGCCUACAAGACAGCUACUAUUUAAAAUAUUGAUCUGAUUUUUUUUUUAUUCUUAUUAAAGAAAAAAUAAAAUUGUUCAAUCCAGUAGACAAAUAGAUAAUAGUUCAUUCUCAGUGACAACUUUUUUUCUUUGUUACGAUAUGUUUUGUUUCUAAUUAUAGUCUCAAAGAUUAGAACUAAAAUACUUUUUCUUUUCAUGCAAUUAACCCAUCUUUGAACAAAAUUAGACCAGAAUAUAUAGAAUUUUUUUUAAUUCCCUGUUUCUUCCAAUAAUCGAUGUGUUACAGUAGUUAUUUUCAAAUCAUCAGCAACAUUUUUAGUUAUUCAAUGUUGUAAUGUUGUUCUAAAGGGUAUAGUUGUGGGUAAUUUCCCUUUGUUUAUGACUGUUCAACAUCUACCAUAAGAUUAAGGGACCAACGCUUACUUUGAUACUGCGAUUUUCCAUUUAAAAAAAUUAAUUUCUUUAAAUGUUUGAAUGAUUCAUUAAUUAUUGUUAAUUUAAUUUUAUUUGUGUGAAUUGAUUUAUGUUUGGAGUUCUAAAUGUUAGCACAUAAGGCAUUCACAAUUUGCUCAUAUCUUAAUCACAAAAUUACACAACGUCAUGUAAAAAAAUGUAUAUAUAUGUUUUGUCUAUUGAUAUGCAAGCAUGCCUAUAUUUUUAUGUUUUAAGGUAUUUUUAUACAAAUUGUGGCAUUUUUGUAUGAUAUAAACAAUAAAUAUAAAAAGCACACAAAUGCUAUGUACUUCUCUAAUUAGAAAGUAUU